AUGGAGCUGAAGAGUGAACAAAGGACACCGGAAUGUUUUGUCCGUGGAAAACCGCAGGGUACCAACGAGGAAGAUGACCGGAAUGGGUUAGGAUGGGCAGGCAUUGUUUUUACUGAUUCCAAUACCAACUAUAUUCCUGAGAACAGUCGAAAUAAAAGUGACGCAGUACGAAUAGGAGUUCGGGCAAACGGAACAGUUGACUUUUUCACUGUGCAUUUCUUGUGGGCUUCAUUUUCAACACGUGUGUCCAAAUGUCGUCCGGCACGUGACCCAAGCUGGUCCGCUUAUUUGAAUGCCCUGAUCGAUCUGCGUGGAGCUUCUGAUUCCCCGGACAAGCACAAAAAAUGUUAA
Molecule: messenger RNA, 351 nt
Organism: Opisthorchis viverrini
Lineage: Eukaryota; Metazoa; Platyhelminthes; Trematoda; Opisthorchiida; Opisthorchiidae
Exons: 3
Coding region: 1-351 (116 amino acids)
Source: RefSeq, a predicted model, not a curated record